AUGGAAUAAUUAUAUCAUCGUGAUCCCACAUAUUAAGAAUAGGAAAAAAAAAGAGAGCAACUCUUAAAUAAAUUGCCACAGCCUAAUUUAAGUGCAAAUUUAGAUGAAUUGAUUAACAAUUCAAUCCAGCUUUCUUUGAAAGGAACUUCAGAUUUUUUUAUUAGUAAAAAACUCAAAAGCGCCAGAGAAAAACCUGACAGUGAAGUAUAUACCAUAUAGUCUAACUUAAGGAACUUAUGCAAAAAUUAUUAAAGAAAUUUGAAAUUGAAGAGUAUGGCACAAACUUUACUAAAGAUGUUUAUGAUCCAAAGAAGAUAGGUGAUGAUUCUGUUGUUGAUGAUAAAAAAGUACUUCGACCUACUGUUCCUAAUGUAUUUAUUAUCUCUAUAUUUAAUUUUUAGAGUUUUACACAUUCAAAUAGAUGA
Messenger RNA from Paramecium primaurelia, 425 nucleotides. The record is from the annotation of a GenBank genome assembly. NCBI's taxonomy places the organism in Eukaryota, Ciliophora, Oligohymenophorea, Peniculida, Parameciidae.